Molecule: messenger RNA, 1802 nt
Organism: Drosophila eugracilis
Lineage: Eukaryota; Metazoa; Arthropoda; Insecta; Diptera; Drosophilidae
Exons: 2
Coding region: 556-1686 (376 amino acids)
Source: RefSeq, a predicted model, not a curated record
UGGUAAUAUACAGCUUUCGAUAACUUUCCGCAUAACACUUUGUUGCUAUCUCUUUAGUAAGAAAAUUUAAUAUUCUUAAAAUGUAAUAAUUUGCUAUUAUUGUCAAAUCAAUUGGGAUUGCGAAAACGCACGCUCCAGCAAAUAUUGUGAAUUAAGAUGGCUUCAUCGGAAAACAGACGCGAUAUGAUGCAGUCGACUGCACCAAGUUAAAAGUGAAAGUCUUUUCAAGCAGAGUGAGGCGAUUUGGGUCGGCAAGCAGUUUAAUCGUGAACCAUUCAUUGUCAGUCUCGAAGGCCGCGAACUUCUGCGGGCGCAUUAACACGCAAUUUACAAUUUACAUAAACAUUAAAAACGCUGCUCACAAUUUAAAUUAACAUUGAAAAUGCACUUUACAAUUUUCUUAAUUGUUUAUAUUUAACCUUUUGCAAUUUUCUUUCAUUUUAAACUGUUAUUUGUGUAGUUGUGGCACUUGCUUUUUGUAAUUGCGAACGCCUAAACAUAACAACAGAUUUUACACAGAAUGUGGUUCUGACAAUAAAACGGCCCUAACUUAUCAUGGUAUUGUUAAGCUGCUACGGAUGGCAUGCCGUUAUUGUUUUCAUGGCCUGUUUGGCACACGGUCUAUCACAGUCAGAAUACAACGACGACCGUAUUCCGUGUGUAACCGGUAAGCCAGCCCUAAUUCGGACGGAGCUCCGCUUUGCCCGAAAUUUGGACCCUUCGAAGGUACAAGUAGUGAACGUCAAGUCCAGCAAGGGGGAUAAUGUAGAGAUUCUGGUCGGUAAGAACAGUCACAAGGCUCGCGCUGCGGAUGCGGAUAAAUUAUUUUUUGUGCGAAACGCAUACUUAAAGCGGCCCCUAAAUCCUCCAAUGGGCAAGGAUAUCGCCUUUCAACAUAGUCCAGCAUUGCUUAAGCAGAGUGAGCUAGCUCUGCAGAAUACCGCCUCUCGGCAGCGCAAGGUUGAGGCGGAGCAGCGCCAAGCUAAGCUUAUCCAGUUGCAGCUGGCCAAAACAAAUAGUAAAGCAAUUGAAUAUCAAGCAGUGCAGUAUGGUUCUCGUCAUGGUCGUAAACUCGCUAUGGACCUUAUCUGGAAACCCGUCCAAACUAAUGCCCAGUUACUAACCCAAAAGAACAAUUCUUUAGCGUCAAAUCUUCGGAGGCAAUCUUUUGAUGUGCACGACACUGUGGAGAUUCUGCCACGACGGCAGCGAAAAGUGCUAGGAUCCACGGUCGGUUUGUCCAGGGACAUAGACUUCAUCGCUUCCGACUUCCAAGAAUAUAGGGACAAUCGUGCCUAUGACAAGAGUGGGUCGAGUCAAGGAUACCAGCCCCAAAACCUUAUUACCAAACAUAAUUUCGAAUCCCUGCCUCAGGAGUCAAAGUUUGUUACCUACGUACCCCACUCUUUAGUGGUGACGUCAAUGGGAGUCGACUUGCCCGCAUACACACGGCAUCCAGAAAAUAUUGGCGGUUACGAGAGUCCACACCACAACCCUAUUGGACAAAGCAUGCACAGCGUCGUGGACGGUCCCGCUAUCACACUGAUCGAGGGCGUCCGAGUACCGGACAGCGCAGAGGACAAGACUAAGACCUGGCGUAAUGCCCGCGUGCUGAACAACCGAUUGGUGCCAUAUCCAGACGGUUACACGCCGCCGAGAGUUCAGAUGCCAAGUUUCGAACGUUAGACGGGAAUGGUGUAAAUCAGAACGACGGAUGUUGGGUGAUAAACGGCUAAUGCUAUUUAUUGAUUUGAUUACACUUAAGCUAUUUAUAAUCUUUUAAUUAAAUUUUCCAAGGAAAA